Molecule: messenger RNA, 1063 nt
Organism: Sorghum bicolor (sorghum)
Lineage: Eukaryota; Viridiplantae; Streptophyta; Magnoliopsida; Poales; Poaceae
Exons: 7
Coding region: 1-681 (226 amino acids)
Source: RefSeq, a predicted model, not a curated record
AUGGGCAGCGACGACAGCGCCCUUGCGGCUCGGCUCCUCCUAGAGCUGCCUCCUUCCGCCGGUAGGCGUGCGCUCGACGAAACCCUACCUGCAUCUUCCUCGCCGCCACCGGCGGUGGCUCGGCGGCAUCUGGCGAUUUUACUUAGUUCUUUCCGCCAUCUUUGCUUGGAUGAUUGGCAAGGUGCUGAGGCUCGACGAAAUCAUAAGCUAGGUGCAAUCGCAGCAACAACAGGCCUGAGUUCUCUUCAUGAAGCUUGUAAGACCCCAAUUGACUUCAGCAACCUGCCUACCCUCCUAUAUAAAGAUGCGAGUUUAAACUUUCCCCAUGUUCCAUCCUGUGAAGGACCAAGCGACCAAAUUAGUAGAUUACUUACAUGUCGCUGGCAACAUUCAGAUGUUCCAAGCCUAUGGCCCUUUGACAAGCUCGGUCUUCUCAUUGGAAAGCUCCAGCUUAGGAUUUUGAUUCAGCAAUCAAGGAGAUGUGUUCCAGUCGUCCGUUCCAAACGUCUUCGACAACCAACCAACCAAUGGGCAGUAUGCUUUUCAGGAUGGAACAGCUGGCACAAACUUGCAGCAAAGAAGCUACUACAAGGAGGAUCUCCAGAGCAUUGUACACAUCAACUACAAAGAGCAGAGCCACGACAAUGGGUUCUCAAUUUGAGCACAGAGCUUUCAUGUUAGAAGAAGGCCACAUGAAAAUAGAGUUCUGAUGGUCAGCAUAGACCAACCAUGGAAUGCAUGGAUUCAGACUGAUCCAACAACAUGGCCGGACCUUCCACAAACACAGCUUUUGGGACCGCAUACGAGGAUAAUUGGGCGAUCACUACCGACCUUGAAAUGAACAUGUAUAAUUACUCUCGAUAUCGCUAUGUACAUAAACCAAGACCUUACCCCUGAUGUAUAGAACUAUGAAGCAGUGAACACUACUACACCUCCUAUUAUUCAUCACCCUAUGUAUAAUUAUAACAGUGCUAAACCUGUGAACCCUAUCCGUAUAAUGUUGUGAUAACUUAUGUAAUAUUACAAUCAUGAUCUACCAUACUUAGUAUCUUUCAAUCGACAA